Artibeus jamaicensis (Jamaican fruit-eating bat) is the source of this 3349-nucleotide messenger RNA. It is a transcript of the gene GALNT5, whose product is annotated as polypeptide N-acetylgalactosaminyltransferase 5. The coding region runs from base 197 to 3016 and encodes 939 amino acids. The record is from RefSeq and is a predicted model, not a curated record. Gene Ontology annotation, cellular component: Golgi apparatus. The transcript is spliced from 10 exons. Lineage: Eukaryota; Metazoa; Chordata; Mammalia; Chiroptera; Phyllostomidae.
AGCAGUAGGAGCUGAGCUUUCCCCUUGGACUGCUGCUUCCUGCUGUGUUCAGGGGAGGGGGGCACUUUCUGGCAAUUCUGCUGCUGUUGCUGUUGGUGUUGCUGCUGCUGCUGCUGCUGCUACUACUUCAGCUCCCUCUCCACUCAAGGUAAGCAGGCUCAAAGGGAGGGUAGGCUGCAAGGGACACUUGUGUACCAUGAACAAGAUCCGAAAGUUUUUCCGAGGAAGUGGGCGAGUCCUGGCAUUUAUAUUUGUAGCUUCUGUCAUCUGGCUGCUCUUUGACAUGGCAGCUCUCCGCCUCUCAUUCAGUGAGAUCAACACUGGGGUCCUGAAGGAAGACAUCAUCAAAAAGGAGAGGGUAGGGUUCAGGGUUCAGCCAGACCAAAUGAAGAUCCUUUACAGCAGCAUAAAAGAGAUGAAGCGGCCACUAAGGGGACAUGGGAAGGGCAUAUGGGGCAAAGAGAACUUUAGAAAAACUGAAGAGCAUGUGCUCAAAAUUGAAGAUGAUUUGGACCAACUCCAGAAGGAAAGAAAAAUGCAGAAUGCUGCAGGAAGUGUCAAGAUUGCACCUCUGUGGCCUCCUGAACAUCUGCAGACCCUCCUUAUGACUUUUUCCAAGCUGAUGACAGAGGAACGUGACAUCAAACCUGAAGCCUACUCUCGUUCUGUGACACCAAAGCAAACAACAGUUCAGGGAGCUCGGGAAGCCACAGUCAUAGCAGUAAGAGGAACGUCAUUGCCCCAAAUAUCUGUAUACACAGGACCCACUGGCAUAAACCAGGAGGUCCAGAAGAGACAUGGUCACAGCAAUAACACAUCCAAACAAGCAGCUGAAAGGAACCUGAAUGUGACCAUCAGGCUUAAUAGUGACAGAUCAAAGCAGCAAUCACAGGCAGUAGCAGAUGAAGGGAUAUACACUGCUGGCCGACCAGUGCCAAAAUCUAGGGAAGCCAUAGCCUUAAAUAAAACUGAGACUCAGAGCAAAGAACUAAAUGCAUAUAAUCACAAAGCCAAUAACCGUCCCUUUUCCAAGUUCAUUGCCAAUUCAAAUCACUUAAAGAAGCAAUCUAUUAAUGAGACACUGUUGGGAGGCUUGCCAAAGAAUGAUGGAGCCAAAGUGGCUGGUGAGAAGAAACUCAAUUUCUCUGAAAGCCAUGUUGUGAUUAUAACCAAGGAGGGGGAGCUAAAGACAGACACCAAACAGGCCCCCAACCCUAAAACCAAAACCGUAUUUCCUUUAGUAUUGGAUAGAAGCCAAGGGAAACACAGUUCCAGGAAUAGAACUGAGGCAUCUUUCUCUGCACUUGCUCUACAUAGAGCAACAGCAUCUCAAACCAAUCAAGUCUUCACUGGGGGACCAAAGCCAGCAAGAAUCAGUUUAACUGCCAAGGUCCAGCAUAAAGAACUCAACCAAAGGCAUGAAAAAGCCAUUCUACCUGAAGACCAUGAAAUGCACCAGGUAUUAAGCAUUGAUGUGACACUUUCUCCAAGGGACCCUGAAGCUCCAGGUCAGUUUGGACGUCCUAUAGUUGUUCCCCCUGGAAAGGAGAAGGAGGCAGAAAGAAGAUGGAAAGAAGGAAACUUCAAUGUCUACCUCAGCGAUUUGAUCCCAGUGGACAGAGCCAUCGAAGACACAAGACCUGUUGGGUGUGCAAAGCAGCUAGUUCACAAUAACCUCCCGACCACCAGUGUCAUCAUGUGCUUUGUGGAUGAGGUAUGGUCCACUCUCCUGAGGUCUGUUCAUAGUGUCCUCAAUCGCUCUCCUCCUCAUCUCAUCAAGGAGAUUCUGCUGGUGGAUGACUUUAGCACCAAAGAUUACCUAAAAGAUAAUUUGGAUAAGUACAUGUCUCAAUUUCCAAAAGUUCGGAUUCUUCGCCUCAAAGAGAGACAUGGCUUAAUAAGAGCCAGACUGGCAGGGGCACAGAAUGCAACAGGUGAUGUAUUGACAUUCUUAGAUUCUCACGUGGAAUGUAACAUUGGCUGGUUGGAACCUCUUCUGGAAAGAGUUUAUUUAAGUAGGAAAAAAGUAGCCUGUCCAGUAAUCGAAGUCAUCAAUGAUAAGGAUAUGAGUUACAUGACAGUGGACAACUUUCAAAGAGGCAUCUUUGUGUGGCCCAUGAACUUUGGUUGGAGAACAAUUCCUCCAGACGUUGUUGCAAAACACAAGAUCAAAGAAACUGAUAUAAUAAGGUGCCCUGUCAUGGCAGGUGGAUUAUUUUCUAUUGAUAAAAAUUACUUUUUUGAGCUUGGAACAUAUGACCCUGGACUUGAUGUUUGGGGUGGAGAAAAUAUGGAGCUGUCAUUCAAGGUAUGGAUGUGUGGUGGUGAAAUCGAGAUCGUUCCCUGUUCCAGAGUGGGCCACAUAUUCCGAAAUGACAAUCCGUAUUCCUUCCCCAAAGACCGGAUGAAGACAGUGGAACGCAACUUAGUGCGGGUGGCUGAGGUCUGGCUUGAUGAGUACAAGGAGCUGUUCUAUGGCCAUGGGGACCACCUCAUAGACCAAGGCCUUGAUGUGGGAAACCUCACCCAGCAACGAGAACUUCGAAAGAAACUAAAGUGCAAAAGUUUCAAAUGGUACUUGGAAAACGUUUUUCCGGACUUAAAGGCUCCCAUUGUGAGGGCUCAUGGUGUGCUGAUUAACGUGGCCUUGGGAAAAUGCAUUUCCAUUGAGAACAGCACAGCCACUCUGGGAGACUGUGACGGGAGCAGCGAGCUACAGCAAUUUAAUUACACCUGGUUAAGACUCAUCAAACAUGGAGAGUGGUGCUUGGCUCCCAUCCCUGAUAAGGGGGCCCUGAGGCUGCACCCCUGUGACAACAGAAACAAAGGGCUGAAAUGGCUGCAUAAGUCAACAUCAGUCUUCCAUUCAGGACUGGUAAAUCACAUUGUUUUUGCAAGCUAUCAUCAGUUAUUAUGCUUGGAAGGGAAUUUUUCUCAGAAGACCCUGAAAGUUGCUGCUUGUGACCCAAAGAAGCCAUAUCAGAAGUGGAAAUUUGAAAAGUAUUUUGAAGACUGAAGAGGAACUGAUGUUUUUGUCUAGUGAGGCCAUCAGACACUGUGAAAAUGACAGUGAACUCAGUGAUUAUGUUUGUCCACAGUAAUUUAAAUUUUCAGAAUGAAUAACACUUGAAUGGAAGAUUCUUAAAAAUCAUAAUAUUUGAGAUACCAAACAUUAACUCAGGGAAACAGUCCUACAUUGAAUUGGAGUCCUUCUUCAGCACCAGGAACCCUUUUGACCUGCCUGCUUCCUGCCCUGGGCUAGCUAGCAUCAGCCUUCAAGUUUCCCCAAGCAACCCACCAAGCACCCACAAAUAAAGACAGAAGUACUUGGGGAACUACAAUCAUAAUC